GCACCGCGCAGGCGCCGUUUGGCGGACGGGUCGCGCCGAGGGACAGGCUGCGCCGACGCGCUCCGCUUCCUGCGAGGGAAAGUCCAGGCUUGAGACAAAAGGGGGGGAGGCGAGUAGGGAACAUCCGGGUCAUUCGCCGCCGCCGCCGUCGCCUGAAUCCGGGACACGCGCGGGAGCUGCUGCUGCGGCCGCUACACGAAGGACCUUGAAUAUGUCGGGGAUUGCGCUCAGCCGACUUGCGCAGGAGAGGAAAGCCUGGAGGAAGGACCACCCGUUUGGUUUUGUAGCAGUACCAACAAAAAAUCCAGAUGGUACGAUGAAUCUCAUGAAUUGGGAAUGUGCUAUUCCAGGAAAGAAAGGGACACCAUGGGAAGGAGGCUUAUUUAAAUUACGGAUGCUUUUCAAGGAUGAUUAUCCCUCCUCACCCCCAAAAUGCAAAUUUGAGCCACCCUUAUUUCAUCCAAAUGUGUACCCUUCAGGCACUGUGUGUCUGUCCAUCCUAGAAGAGGAUAAGGAUUGGAGGCCUGCAAUCACAAUUAAACAGAUCUUGUUAGGAAUCCAAGAACUCCUAAAUGAACCAAAUAUUCAGGACCCAGCUCAAGCAGAGGCUUACACAAUUUACUGCCAAAACAGAGUGGAAUAUGAAAAGAGGGUUCGAGCACAAGCCAAGAAGUUUGCACCAUCAUAAGCUCCUGUCAUCCAGCAUCUUAAAGGAAGGGAUUAAUUGGCAAGAACUUGUUUACAAAACUUUUGCAAAUCUAUUGUCACUAUGUACAAUUAAUAGUCACUUAGGGGAGGGGAUUGUAUGUGUGCCAUUUUCCAUAUUCGCCACUUGUAUACAGUUCUAAAUUUGCUGAAUUGCCCCCCGUUUUUUCAUACAGGGUCUCUUCCUUCAGUCUUUUGUAUUUUUGAUUGUUAUGUAAAACUUGCUUUUAUUUUAAUAUUGAUGUCAGUAUUUCAACUGCUGUAAAACUAUAAACUUUUAUACUUCUAUAAAUUCACUAGUAUCUCUAGUUUCUUUGCUUUCUGAUGCAGGCAUGCUUUAAACUGUUUAGAAGUAUAUUUUGCCUCUACUUGGCUGUAAGAAGAAAAAGAAAAACAUGCCCUCCACCCCCUUUUUUGAUUUCUACCAAUAAUAAAUUAGGUUGUUGUUGCUUAAAAGCCUCCAGAUCCAAAGUCAGCCAGCAUCUUGAUUCUGCAUCACUUCCUUUGUGUUUAUGGCGUUUUGUCUGUGUUGCUGUUUAGAGUAAAUAAACUUGUUUCUAUAAA
Molecule: messenger RNA, 1269 nt
Organism: Podarcis raffonei (Aeolian wall lizard)
Lineage: Eukaryota; Metazoa; Chordata; Lepidosauria; Squamata; Lacertidae
Gene: UBE2I
Product: ubiquitin conjugating enzyme E2 I
Exons: 7
Coding region: 212-688 (158 amino acids)
Biological process (GO): protein sumoylation
Cellular component (GO): nucleus
Molecular function (GO): SUMO conjugating enzyme activity
Source: RefSeq, a predicted model, not a curated record